Wasmannia auropunctata (little fire ant) is the source of this 1039-nucleotide messenger RNA. RefSeq names its product protein lethal(2)essential for life-like. Gene Ontology annotation, molecular function: protein folding chaperone. The coding region runs from base 202 to 819 and encodes 205 amino acids. The transcript has a single exon. NCBI's taxonomy places the organism in Eukaryota, Metazoa, Arthropoda, Insecta, Hymenoptera, Formicidae. Gene Ontology annotation, biological process: protein refolding; response to heat. The record is from RefSeq and is a predicted model, not a curated record.
UUGCCAUGACUAUAAAACACGCGGCGCGAGCCGGUUGCCGACAGAAAACGAUUGCAAUUGUAGUUAGCGCGAGUCAGCGUGAAUCGUUGAUAGAAAGCAAAUCGUCUCAUUAUCAAAUCUCAGCCAAGAGUUUCGAUUGAUUUCGUUCGAGACUUCCCGUUUCCCGUGUCUCUUUUGCGAGUCUCUCUUGAGAAAGCCAACAUGUCUCUGGUACCGCUGCUGUUCUCCAACUGGUGGGAAGAUCUGGAAUAUCCGCACCGAGUCUUCGAUCAGAACUUCGGUUUGGGCGUUCAUCCGGAGCAGCUGACGAACCCGAGUAUCAUCGAGCAUUUCGCGGUGCAGCCUAACCGGCGUCUACGCCCGGCGCAUCUGCUGGCGAGUUACUACAAUCGACCAUGGGGCGAACUGUUGCGCAGCAGGGAACAGGGUGGCAUAUCCACCGUUAAGUCGGACAAGGACAAGUUCCAGGUAAUCUUGGACGUGCAACAGUUCAAGCCGGAAGAGAUCAAUGUCAAGGUCGUGGACAAAUUCGUGGUGGUCGAGGCCAAGCACGAGGAGAAGCAGGACGAGCACGGCUGGAUCUCACGGCAAUUUGUGCGCAAAUACAUGAUACCUGAACAGUGCGAUAUCGAUCAGGUGACGUCGAGCCUGUCAUCGGACGGCAUGCUGACCGUUACCGCGCCCAGGAAGGACAAGCCGAAGGCGCAGAACGAGCGGACGAUCAAGAUCGAGCAUACCGGCAAGCCGGCGAUCCAGGAGAAGGCGCAGGAGAAGGCUCAGGAGAAGGCGCAGGAGAAAGCUCAGGAGAAGAAGAAGUAAAAGUACGAGUCGAAGAGAAAAGACUUAAUCGUAUAUAUGUGUAUACACUACGUGUUGUUUCUAUGAAACGUUAUUCCUCUGCUUUAUUCAUUUGCGUUCGAGUAUUAUUUUUCUCUCUAUGUCAUGUAAGAACAAAUAACAGUCAUGAUUAUAUUUCUUUUUUCACUUUCAUCUUAUGAGGUAGCGGAAUUAUUCGAAUAAAUUAUUCGGUGAAUCUUAA